Molecule: messenger RNA, 5135 nt
Organism: Patella vulgata (common limpet)
Lineage: Eukaryota; Metazoa; Mollusca; Gastropoda; Patellidae
Product: ankyrin repeat and SOCS box protein 14
Exons: 2
Coding region: 232-2016 (594 amino acids)
Biological process (GO): intracellular signal transduction
Molecular function (GO): protein binding
Source: RefSeq, a predicted model, not a curated record
UUAUUUUGACAUUCGCAGAAGAUCAUUGACUAGAGUAAUGUUCACCAUUGAUUUGACUUGGUCAGUUUGACGGUCGUUUAGCCAAGCGCCUCUGCAAUUGGAAUCAUGGUAUGGCAGAGUUCAAAAUAAUAUAGGAGCGAGAGAAAUAGCAAAUUUUACAAAGAAGAAACUGCCUGGACUCUGGACUGGAAAGACGAGGGAUUUUAAUCAGCCUUGAAUAAACGGGAGAACAUGUGUGAGGAUAUUUUAGCUGAGGGUGUGGCCUUAGAACUAAGGAAGGGUGGACAUCUAGAUGAUAUUAACCAGUUAUUUUUAAUCCAUGAACCAACUAACAUCGUAAAAUGGCUACAUCCAGAUCUGUCCAUCAAUCUGUUCCAACUGUCCAUACUGUAUACUCGAUUUGAUGUUUUUCAAUAUUUGCUUCUCCGGUAUCCAGCAUUUUUAGAUUAUUAUCCAACCUACCAAGCUUCAAAUCAGUAUCCAGAUAUCGAGAAUGAAAAACUCUUAUUAAACGCUCCGCUACAUCUUGCGUGUUUGGUAGGAAAUAUAGAAAUGGUUCGAUAUAUACUGGUGAAUAAAUCAUCAGGGACUUUAUCACAUGUUAGUUUAGUCAAUUUAAAGUACGAGGCUGAACAGGGGUCUUUAAAAGAAUGGAAAAAGGUGAAGCGAAUGGACAUGAAAAUGGGGAAACCAUUUGAAUUCAGCAUAACAAGUGGAAAUAUUGAAUGUAUGGAUUAUCUUUUGACCAAUCAUAUUAUCCAAUGUCUGGCAUUGCGCUUUUUGUAUGCUGGUGUACGCGAACCCUCGUCAUUGCUACACAAGGCGUGUUCCAUUGGCAGUGUACCAAUGAUUCAAAUAUUGCUCGACAGAUCCUUUAAAGAUGUUUUAAGUUUAUGUGAUAAAAAUGGGAAAACUCCCCUGCAUAUCGCGUGUUGGAACGGAGACACGAGAAGUCUUUGUUUAUUGCUGGAAAAUGGAGCUAGUGUAAAUUGUAUGACAGAGUCGAGGAAUUGUCUGCAUAUACUCUACAGAUCUAAACUGCAUCCGUACAAUUAUAAGCCAAACACACAAGUGCUUCUAGAUUACGGAAUUGAUUUCCACGCAGUUGACAAAAAUGGAAAAUCCGCUCUUCACAUUUUGUCGGAAGAAAUUGGAAUAAGUCGUGUAGAUGUUAUGUGUUACUGGAAGAAAGCGUCUGAAGCUAUUACAGAUAUGACUGUAACAUCCAGUUCUAACACACCCUACACUGUUGAUACAUAUCAAAAUGAUCUUCUCGCUUGCUUAGAACUACUUCUCCAGAAGGGUAUUGACCCUAAUAUGAUGUCACAUAAAUCAGGAGGUAAUCAGACCCCUGUGGAAGUUCUGCUACAGUACAGUUCAUUGCCGUAUUCUUGCGCCACACUCUGGCUUAAUCCAGAGGUUGUUUAUGAUGCUUUGAAAUUACUAAUGCAAUAUGGAGCCAAUCCAAACUUCGAAAGUCGAGUCACAAAUAUGACUUUAUUUAACCAAUUUCUAGUUAAUCACCUUGCUGAUAUUAGGGUUGACAUGCGCGAGAAGUUUAUUAAUUUAUUUUGCCAGUAUGGAGCGAACCCCAAUAUACCCCUCUCCCCCCUCGACUAUCCUGUGUAUCCAAUCCUCUCGGUCAUGGAAUGCUUACCAAAUUUAGAAACGACUAAAAUUGUUUUGGAUUAUAUGUCCCUCUCGAUGUAUCAAAAGGUUUUGAGUCUCAUUCCAAGUCAAGUUAUACCACGACUAAUUGUUAAUAAAGAGAAUCAUUUUAGGGAUCACAGUAGGAACUUGCAUUUCAAUAGCCAAAAUUCCGGAGAUAUGCAGGAUGAAGCAUUUUGGGAGUAUGUUGGUAAUUUGAAACUGUUAGUGAGAAAUGGUCGCAUGCGAUCUUUAAAGCAUGUUUGUAAACUGAACAUCUUGAAAUGUUUUGGAAGGAAAGGAUAUUUAGUAGAAAAACUACCACUGCCAAAUGUUAUUAAGAACUAUCUUGAGAGCUCCCGUUUUUAAAGGAGAUUUCUUUGAUAAAGGACAAGAUAAACACUACCAUGGAGUUAGAUGCUUAGUUUUAAAAUACAUGUACAUGUAGUUCCCAGUAAAUUUCUUAUACAGUAAUUUACUUAGUUUUGUUAAUGAGUUUUGUUUCAUCUAAUUUUGUUAACCAAGGAAAAUAAUUCUUAAAAUACAAUGGAACAGAAUCGUUUUGUAAGUUUCUUAAAAGUUUCGUAUUCUAUGAUAAUGGAAAUAAAAUUUCCAUUUUUAUACACCCACUUAAAAUAUGGUUGUAUAUUGUUGUCACCUCCGUUUGUCUGUCUAAUGAUCCAUCUGUCACACUUCUAUUUAACUUCAAGUUUAUGCAGUGUUUAUGUUCAUGUUCAUCAGGAUUUCCAGUGCUGGAGGACAUGCGGCCUGGCAAGGGACAAGGUAUAGUCAUUCGGAUGGAAAUGAAAACCGUGAUCCUGUGUAGUGUGUACACAUUGGUGUGCAUGUAAAUGAACCCUUGACAGUUGGAAUGCCCAUCCACGCUGCAUGGUUAUGCUUGUUUUCAUUAGCCCAGUGAGAGCAAAAGAGUACAUGUGGGACGUUAAAUCCUAUUUCAUUUCAUUUAUUUUUUGCAAUGUGGCCUACUUUCGAUUGAUUUGAAAUUUGUACAUAAAUCUGCUUGGGAGAUGAAAUCAGAAGCAUCCUGUUGAUUUUCCAUAAUUAUUGCCCUUGAUUAUUUCAAAAAUCCUUGUGGAUGCUUUAGAGACUAUACAUGUAUGAGCAGCUGACUGGCAUACAUGUACAUACAUGUUGUUUCUAUGAAAAUGAGAUGAAGAAUCCUACUGAUUUUUAAUAGCCAUUUGCAUUUGAUUGACUUGAAAUAUUUACAUAAUGUUUAUAUUCAUCAGUUGCUAAACCCUAUUUUAUGAUUUCAAAUAAUUACUGUCUGAGUUACGUCAUGUUUGGCUUAGAAAAAUCUUUUUGAUGUCCUGAAGGCUAAAUUUAUCACCUGACAUUUAUACGCAUUCUCUAUUUUCAAGAAACAAAAAGCCUAUUUUUUAAAAAAAAUUUGGAGUUAUUGGCCUUGAUCACAAAGUUUUCAUCAAAGUUUAAAUUCUUUUAAAAUUUUUAUACACCUGCAUUGAAAUGUGGUCGUAUAUUGUCGUAGACCUCGCUUGGAUUUUCAACGAUUUAUGAUAAUUACUGCCAGAGUUAUGGCCCUUCAUCACUUUGAAAAAUUCUGUGAAUGCUCCAGAGGCUAAAGUUAAUAUCUGAUUGACGUUAAAUCUUUACACAGUGUUUAAGGUCUUUAGACGAACAUGUAUAUUGAUUUUUUAUGAUUUUUGAUAAGUGAACAGCGAAAUCUAUGAUAUUAAAUGUUUUGUAUAUAUGGCUGCAUGGGGCAGAACUAGAAGCCAAAAAAAAAUUCUAAUGAUUUUCUGAUAAUUACUUAAUGAGUUGUUACUCUCAAUCAGAUUUUAGUGUAUUUAUUAUAAAUGUUUCAAUUUUUUCAAAGAAAAAAUAUGGGACAACUCUUGUUGAUUGCCCGAACGAAUUAGCUGCUGUUGGCAUAUGUUUGUUGCCUCGCAACCUAUGUUUUUAUUAUUGGAAGCAAACUUUUUAUCGUAGAUGGUUACAUGUAGGCCUAAUCUGAAUUAUUGGACUCUUUUAAUUUCCUGGUGGGUUAAUUAUUGAGGAAUCAAGGAGAUCAAUUCUCUUUCUUUGGAAGGAUCAUAAAUCAGCCUAAAAUUGUGUGUGUCUAUGCUUGCAAACUCUAAUCUGGGCACAGAGAUCAUUUAAAAUCUCUUUAUUUGGAAGGAUUGUGAAUUAGCCCAAAAUUGUGUCUAGGUUUUAAGACUCAAGCUUGGGCUGAUACAUGUAUCUCUAAACAUAUGGCUGUCACAGACUGGGAAAGGAGUCAGCAGAUUCAGACUAUCAUAAGCCUAGAUUUGUUAAAAUGUUAGUUUUAUUCAGUACAGUCCAAGAACUUGUCAGGUUCUUUUUCUUUCAGAUACCUCUGAUAUUAUUUUUUGCAAUUUAUUUAUGGUUUAAUAUUUGCUAUUGCAACAUAAGUAGUAAAACAUAUAUUUUUUCUCACAUUCACGAUCAUAAAUACACAAACAUUGACAGGAAAGCAUAUGUGGCUCAGUGAGAAAGACACAGGCUCACUAACCAGAAGGUCACAAGUUUGAUCCUGAUGAAAGUCGAGACUGUUCUCGGGACUUUCAAGAUAAGAGUGAUGUAUACAGCCCUUUUUAUACGCCCACAUUGAAAUGUGGUUGUGUAUUGUUGUCGCUCCAGUUGGUCCGUCCAUCGGUCUGUCUGUCCACAAUUGCUUGUGGAUGCUCUAGAGGCUAAAGUUAAUAUCCGACUUUACAUUGCUACACAGUGUUUAAGGUCAUGAGACGAAGACUCCUAUUGAUUUUCAAGGAUUUCCGGUAAUUACUGCCAGAGUUAUGGCACUUGAUCACAUAGAGGCUAAAAUUGAUAUCUGAUUGACAUUAAAUUUAUGCACGGUGUUUAAGGUCAUGAGACACCUAGGAUUCAAGGAUUUAUGAUAAUUACUGCCAGAGUUAUGACCCUUCAUUACUUCGAAAAUCUUGUGGGUGCUCUACAGGCCAAAGUUAUGAUUCGAUUGACUUUUAAUUUAUACACAGAGUUUAAGGUCUUUUGAUCAAGUAUAUUUAUUUUCAAUGAUUUUUGAUAACUUGAACAGCUAAAUCCAUGAUAUUUAAUUUUUUGUAUACUAAACGUUAACAUCGGGCAGAACUAGAAGCCAAACAAAUGCUACUGAUUUCUGAUAAUUACUUUAGUGUAUUGUAAAUGUUUCAUUACCGACAAAAGAAAAAAAAUAUGUGACAACCCUUGUUGACUGCCCAGAUGACUAAUAUGCUGUGGGUGUAUGUUUGUUGCCUGGCAACCUAUCUUUAAUAUAAAAGUGAUGUAACCAGCCCUUUUUAUUAUACAAGUGAUGUUCACAGCCCUCUUAUAAUAAGAGUGAUGUAAACAGCCCUUAUUGUGAUAAGAAGCUCAGCUAAAUUUAUUAUAGCAUUGUUACUGCACUCGUUUAUUAUUAUGCAUUUAUUUAUUUAUAUCUUCAUUUUUCUUUCAUUUGUUCAAAAAUAAAAUCACCUGUUGAAAGAUCA